Molecule: messenger RNA, 1121 nt
Organism: Calypte anna (Anna's hummingbird)
Lineage: Eukaryota; Metazoa; Chordata; Aves; Apodiformes; Trochilidae
Product: UDP-glucuronosyltransferase 1-8
Exons: 2
Coding region: 231-1100 (289 amino acids)
Molecular function (GO): UDP-glycosyltransferase activity
Source: RefSeq, a predicted model, not a curated record
UUGAACACUGAGGAAAUCCAAUGACUCAGCACAAAAUGGGCCACUGCGUUUGUUUUAACUGGUAGUGAGAAAACAGAAACCACCCUCAGCCCAAAGCAGUGAAUCAUUAACUAGAAGAUUAUAAGAAGGCUGUACAACUCCACAAGAUAAAUACAGCUCCUUCACAAGUAUAUUGAAGCUACAGCCUAAAGGAGAAGACUCUCUGAAGUCAGUACUGUGAGCACAGGAACAUGACUUUGCAGCUUUGCUGUGCCUGGAUUUUUAUCCUUCUCCUGCCUGGCCUCACAGAUGGAGGGAAACUCCUGGUCGUGCCCAUGGUUGGAAGCCACUGGCUUAGCCUGCAGCAAGUGGUCGAGAAGCUCAGCGAGAGAGGACACGAAGUGGUGGUGGUGAUGCCAGAAGUAAGCUGGAUGAUGGAAGCAACCCAGGGAUACACAGUGAAAACAUACCCAGUGACUCAAACACUGGAAGAGCUGGAUAAUGCCUUCGAAGAGUACGCUGCAGCUCACCUGAAGGGUCGCUCUUUCCCUCUCAACGUUAUAGAACUGUACAAUGUCUCAGGGCAUGUUUUCAGUACCUUCUUUGUUCAGUGCAAGGACCUGUUCAACAGCAAGGAGACACUGCAGUACUUGAAUCAAAGUGGCUUUGAUGCUAUCCUAACAGACCCUGUCUUCAUGUGCGGACCAAUACUUGCUCAUUAUCUGUCUCUUCCUAUUGUGUUCUUCAUGAGGGGAUUUCCUUGCAGCUUACACUAUGAAGCACCACAGUGCCCAAAUCCUCUGCCCUACGUCCCAAGGCUAUUUACCUUCAACUCAGAUCAAAUGACUUUUUUCCAGAGAGUGGAAAAUGCACUGGUUGCCUUCCUGGAGCUGUGGUACUGUAAUAGCUUCUAUGCAGAUGCCAUCAAGUUUUCCUCUGAACUUCUUCAGAGAGAUAUGUCCCUGAUGGACCUCCUGAACACUGCAUCUGUUUGGCUUCUGAGAUUUGACUUUGUCUUUGAGUACGUCAGACCAGUGAUGCCUAAUAUGAUCUUUGUUGGAGGCAUCAACUGUGCUCAGAAGAAACCCUUGAAUAAGAACAACUUGCAAAGCCAGAGAUGAACUGGAAAAGCAGGACACAGC